AUGGGCACUGCCAUCAACAUGUUCCAAAGCAGACAGUCGGACGGCAGCAAGAACCCGGGCAUCUCCGCCCCGGAGGACGACUUCGAGUUCGUCGAGACUCCCGCUGCUCCCUCGCCAGCGCCAGAAUCGCAAAACUAUGGCGUGCGGACAACUUCGUACCCGGCAAUCAAGAACGCCCCUCUCCCCGCCGACGGCCCAGCGAGCGACACAUUCAACAACCUCUUCCUCUUCACCCUCCUAGCAACCAUCCCCGCCUACUUCUCCUGGCAAGUCGGCGGUGGCCUCUUCACAUGGAUCUUCUUCGCCAUCCUCACCGCCGUCCCCAUCCUCAUGGCCUUCUGGACCGUCGCGUCGUCUAUGAGUCCUCGCCUGAACGAGAAGGCCCGCUACCCAGGUGCACCUAUCGAGCACUACCUCGACUUCAAGAGCGAUGAGGACAGGAGAAGGUACAGAGGCAAGAACAAGAUUCCCAUGGAAACCUUUCACGAGAUGUACUUUGACGAGAAGGUGGACUUCAAGGGUGAUUGUCUGGAGGUUAUGGAGUACAGACACGACUGGGCCAACUUCCGAUUCACUCUGUCGCUGUUCUGGUUCUUCUUGACUGGUAUGAUGCCUGAGGUGAUUCUUCACUCCCGCUCGCAGGAUGAGGAGCAGGUUCGCGACCACUACGAUCGUGGUGAUGACUUCUAUGGAUGGUUCUUGGGUCCGCGUAUGAUCUACACCUCCGGAAUCAUCUCAGACAUCAACAAGGAAGAGACUCUCGAGCAGCUGCAGGACAACAAGCUCUCCAUCGUGUGCGAGAAAAUCGGUCUCAAGAAGGGCGAGAGCAUGCUCGAUAUUGGCUGCGGCUGGGGCACCCUCGCCAAGUUCGCAUCUGUCAACUACGGCGCAGAAGCUACUGGUGUCACCCUUGGUCGCAACCAGACUGCCUGGGGCAACAGUGGUCUCCGCAAAGCCGGCAUCCCCGAAGAGCAGAGCCGCAUCUUGUGCAUGGAUUACCGCGACAUCCCUGUCCCAUCCGGUGGCUACAACAAAAUCACCUGCCUCGAAAUGGCCGAGCACGUCGGUGUCCGCUACUUCAGCACCUUCCUCAGCCAGGUCCACAACAUGCUCGACGACGACGGUGUCUUCUUCCUGCAAAUCGCUGGUCUGCGCAAGAGCUGGCAGUACGAGGACCUGAUCUGGGGCUUGUUCAUGAACAAGUACAUCUUCCCCGGCGCUGACGCAUCAACACCACUUGGUUUCUUCGUCGACAAGCUCGAGGGCGCAGGCUUCGAAGUCAAGGCUGUCGAUACCAUUGGCGUGCACUACUCGGCAACUCUCUGGAGAUGGUACCGCAACUGGCUCGCCAACAAGGAUAAGAUUAUCCCCAAGUAUGGCGUGAGAUGGUACAGAAUCUGGGAAUUCUUCCUCGCUUACAGCACUAUCAUCUCCCGUCAAGGUAGCGCGACUUGCUACCAGCUCACUCUGGUCAAGAACAUCAACUCUACCCACCGCAUUGAGGGCGUGCCGAACCAACAUGGUCUGCAUGGUGCGCUUGACGCGAGCAAGGCUGCAGGCAAGUCGAGCUUUCCAUCGACCAAGUAG
Fulvia fulva is the source of this 1587-nucleotide messenger RNA. RefSeq names its product Sphingolipid C9-methyltransferase 2. Lineage: Eukaryota; Fungi; Ascomycota; Dothideomycetes; Mycosphaerellales; Mycosphaerellaceae. The record is from RefSeq and is a predicted model, not a curated record. Gene Ontology annotation, biological process: cellular response to biotic stimulus. The transcript is spliced from 2 exons. Bases 1 to 1587 code for a protein of 528 amino acids.